AUCGAGGUUGGGAAGAAGCGGCGCAAUCCAUUGCUCACUAUCAAUCAAAAAGUUAGUCACUACUUUAUCUUAUCAGCUCGGCCUCAUACUCCCGCUUGAUAUAGAUCUUGGUUCCUUUACCUAUCAGCCCCAACGUCAUUAGCCUUGUCCCACUAGUUCUUGGAUGCGCCGUAAGGGCAAAGUCGGGUCCUGGUCCUCCCGUACUUUAUUUAUCUCAGAUCCCCCUCUUAUCUAUCCUCCUUCCCCUGCUCCGAUCUCUACGGCCUGCUAUACACAGCGCUAAAAACACAACACAGAGAGCAAGCAGCUCAACAUGGUCGAACACGAAGCACCCAUCGUCUCUCACGGCCGAGGAGGUUUGUUUUGUUUCUGGUCAGACUACACCCGUUCUGCAAACACAACUGACACAGCAUCGCAACCAGGACAAGGAAACAUCGGUCCAGAUAGUAACGAGUACAUUGACGGUGGCAUAGUCCGCGAAGGGCCCAUCGGUGACCAAGGUGACGGGGCUUAUUCCGCUGGUGCAACAUCGGCUCCCCACAUGUAAAACCAACAACCAAAAUUCCGCACGAUGCGGAGUUCAUCCCCGAAAUAUCGGUGCGC
This is a messenger RNA of Aspergillus versicolor CBS 583.65, 603 nucleotides long. RefSeq lists its product as uncharacterized. The record is from RefSeq and is a predicted model, not a curated record. Bases 314 to 547 code for a protein of 77 amino acids. The transcript has 3 exons. Lineage: Eukaryota; Fungi; Ascomycota; Eurotiomycetes; Eurotiales; Aspergillaceae.